CUUCAGAUCACACAAACAGUCUAAGCCGUCGGAAGCGGCUCUGUUGCAAUUCGAUCGCUCGGCAAAACCUUGAAGGUCGUCUGAAUCGCACUUUGAGGUAGCGACUUCGAGCGAAUCUGUUGACGGGUAAUGAAACUGAAAGCUUCGCGCUUAUUUUUUUUGUGUGUGGCUUUUGAUUGUCCUAAUUGAGAUCUCGUUUUACUGAAUUCUCUCGAGCCAGUAUUGACUUGAGGACUUGUGAUCACUGGAUUGUUUUCAUUUUGUGAAAUGAAAGAAGAUGAUGUUUAGAGUCAUUCGAGUUUCAGUUUUUGUGAUAUAUGCUUGAAGUUUUAGGGCGAAUAUCCUUCCCAUUUUAGCCGGGUUGCUUCAAUUGAGUAGUUCUUGUAGACUGGAGAAUGGUCAGAGUUUGGUAUUGCAGAAUCAAGGCCUUAACAUCCGUAGGUAGUGUUGUUUAUCGUACAUUCUUUGUAAGGGGAACUUGUUCAGUUGAUGGCUACCGUUAGGGUUUUGCCUCACUAGAUAAAAGGGGGUUUGAUUAGCAGUAACAAACCAUUUUCUUAGGUUACUUGGCUACAUGGGAUUCCAACUCAAGCUGUUAGUUGUGCCAUGCGAACAAUGGCUUUGGUCGUUGGUACCAGUGGCAUAAACCUAGUGUCUGGGUUUGUUUGGAUAGUUGAUAUUUGUUUCUGUUGCGGGAAUCAUGGUUGAUUUUCUAGUAGCCAACAUGGCUUCUUUUUCCUGGCUUGUCGAUUUCGUGUUUGUUCAUCGAAAUGAGAUGUUGGCAUGUUCCAGAAACACAAGGAAAUGCAUAUGGUAGUGCAUCAUCCUGUUUGUAGGGAAGAUGCUAAUAGUUUGGUGUGGGGGGGAUCAGGUGAUACUUGCAGACGGUAGGAAUCUUUGUCGUGUUGGAGUUACAAGUUCAUACAAAUGCCUAAUGGGAGAAAUUUGUUUUUUGUUGUGCAUUUCCUCGAUUGAGCUGAAAACCAAGAUAUGUAGCAAUUGCUCUACAAGGUCCAGUUAGGCUGGCUGCAUUCUCAUUAAAUUACUAUGUAGAGGUAGUGUUUGUUUUCAUGCUGGGAAGGAUUACUGUGCAGUUCAUGAUUUGCUGUGUUAGGUUUUUGAGUGUUGCCAUCUUGUGUGAUCCUGAUUAGGGUUUGUCCAAAAGUAGAGUCAUUAAGAGCUUGAGCCUAGGGCUGCUAUUUGUUCACCCUGAAUGAUUGUUUCAUAGCAUCAUUUUAAGUUGUGUCGAUUGUUGGACUAUUUGCUCAUUUUGCUUAGUUGGUUGAAAGAAGUUACACCUAGAUAGCAAAAUAUUCCAUCCUUUUUCCUCUCCUAAUCACCGAUUUACCAUUGUAUUCACAGUCAGGGAGCAACUGAGAUGGAAUUAGCAGAUAGAGCAGUUGGGCUUCUGUUGACUCUCAUCAGCUUAUCUAUCUUUACAUAUUUUACCUUCUGGGUUAUCAUCGUGCCAUUUGUAGACAGCGAUCACUUUGUUCACCAAUAUUUCCUGCCUCUGGAGUAUGCCAUUAUCAUACCGGUAUUCGCUGGUGUAGCCCUUCUCUCCUUACUGUCUCUGUUCGUUGGCUCUGUGAUGCUUAAAUCCAGGAAGAAGAAGAACAAGAAGGCAUGAUUCAGCUUACCUUAUUUCUUUUGUCACUGAUGUAGAGCUGCUAGGAGAAAUUUUUUGGUUUUUACUUCCUUACACGUCGCUCUGGAAUGUGUAUUCUAUUGGCGGGUUCUAACGUUGGUUUUCGACUAUGAGGUAAUAGGUUCAAAUUUUUUAAGUAGCGCCUAACAAUAAAAUUAAAUCGAUGUCACUCUUAUAACAAGUAAUCAUGUCUUCCACACAAUGCAGUCAAAAGCGUGAUUCUACCUAGAAGCGGUUGGGUGACCUAGAAGCGUAAAAUCGUAAGUUUUUAAGUUUUAAAGCGUAGAUUUUGACAACAUGUGUAAGAAAAAAUCACAAUUCUA
This is a messenger RNA of Linum trigynum, 1971 nucleotides long. The record is from the annotation of a GenBank genome assembly. Lineage: Eukaryota; Viridiplantae; Streptophyta; Magnoliopsida; Malpighiales; Linaceae.